Peromyscus eremicus (cactus mouse) is the source of this 1328-nucleotide messenger RNA. RefSeq names its product integrator complex subunit 6-like. Gene Ontology annotation, cellular component: integrator complex. The record is from RefSeq and is a predicted model, not a curated record. NCBI's taxonomy places the organism in Eukaryota, Metazoa, Chordata, Mammalia, Rodentia, Cricetidae. The transcript is spliced from 5 exons. Gene Ontology annotation, biological process: snRNA 3'-end processing. The coding region runs from base 467 to 1147 and encodes 226 amino acids.
UUUAGCGUGGAUGGAACGCAACUCCAAGUUGGGCAUUCUCAGUCUAUCGUGGGGCCCUGUUCCAUAGGAUAUUUAUGAUGGCUCUUUGAGGAUACCUUUGAGGGAUGUUUGUUCCAAGCUGCAGAAUGGCUUUCCUGCAAGUUCUCAGUUGUUCCAUGGGCUUGGGUGGGCUUCCCUCUAGUAGGGUUCUUCUUCAAAUUUCUGAAGUACUUGUGCCCAACCAGUAACCACUCUGCUUGCGGUACGCUCCUUCUCUGCGCAUGCACGUCGAAUCCCGAGGAGGAUGGAAUUCUGUGCCGUGGAAGGAGAGUUGGUGAGGCUUAACGGUCCUCUUCGGCAGGCUUCUCAAUCGUCUUCUCUGUGAUUCCUCUGCUACUUGUGAAGUUGGAAAGGGUUCCAUCAAGUUGUUGUGUGGUUAGAUUUUUGCCAUUAAUGGAAUAAAGCUGUUGAUGUUUUCUACACAAGGAUGAUGGCUGAAAGAAGUGAAGAGCUUUCUGUACACUCUAAAAAGGAAGAGGACCCUGCUGGAGAAGCCGUGGAUCCUAUAUUACCCCCAAUGGGAAGCAUUGUGACCAUGAUGCCAGUGGAAGAAGAAGAGGAAGAACCCCAUCUUAAGACCUCAGUCACUGCAAGUGGAGAAGGUGCUACUGUCAGCCCAAAGGCCCAGGAGGGUGUGGUAAAAGGUGGUUCCACAACAGCUAAAGGCCCCCCCAAAUGGGUUCCAAGAAACAAUGCUCCAUCUGCCAAAUUCAGUUAUCUCAGCAGUGCAGGGCUACUUCCUGAAGGCGGUGAUACCACGUAUGCAGGGGGAGCCAUCAGCCGUGAGGUCCCUCCCAGGGUUGCAGCAGCAGCUGACCGUGGACGUGUGCCCAGUGGGUACCCCAGAAGCCAUGAGAAAUUGAAUGCCGAAAUUAAGCGUCAACUAAUGAAGGAAAUUCGACGAUAUGGACGAAAUUAUGGAAGGAUUUUCGACCUGCUUGAAGAAGUGCAGGGACCUCUGGAAGUCCAGAUACAGUUUAUUGAGUUCACCAUCAAGGAAGCCGCAAGGUUUAAAAGACGCCACUUGAUUCAAUUCCUUGAGAAGAAACGUGAAGAAAUAUUGUCUCACAGAUUUCUCUCUAACCAUGAUCCACCAGCCGAUAUGUGAUCCUGUUAUUACUGUGGUCGCGAAGAUGCAACAAAUAGUUUAGUGUGUUCCUGAAUGUAGUAGGAGGAUGCUGAAGUCUCCUCGAAUGUGUUAGCUAAGAUAACUACCUCUAAGAAAACUGUCUUAAAGUACUCUUAAUAAAGAAGGGCUUUCUCCCUGUGCCUUUUGUUUGAAAGCAUAA